AUACCAAUACCUAUACCAAUACUAAUACCAACACCAAUACCACUACCAAUAUCAGUACCAAUAUCAAUACCAAUACCAAUACCAAUACCAGUAUCAAUAUCAGUAAUAAUACCAACACCAAUACCAGUACGAGUACCAAUACCAAUAUCAGUACCAGUACGAAUACUAAUACCAGUACCUAUAUCAAUACCAACACCAGUACCAAUAUCAAUACAAGUACCAAUACCAAUGUCAAUACCAAUACAAAUACCAGUGCCAAUACCAAUGCCAAUACCAGUAGAAGUACCGUACGAGUACCAAUACCACUACCAAUAUCAAUACCAAUGCCAAUACCAACAUUAA
Molecule: messenger RNA, 342 nt
Organism: Bactrocera latifrons
Lineage: Eukaryota; Metazoa; Arthropoda; Insecta; Diptera; Tephritidae
Product: tetra-peptide repeat homeobox protein 1-like
Source: RefSeq, a predicted model, not a curated record